Procambarus clarkii (red swamp crayfish) is the source of this 2034-nucleotide messenger RNA. The record is from RefSeq and is a predicted model, not a curated record. NCBI's taxonomy places the organism in Eukaryota, Metazoa, Arthropoda, Malacostraca, Decapoda, Cambaridae.
AUGUUAAAAAGGCAAUCUGAUGAUCUACUAUAUGAACAGCAGGAUGGGCUUGGUUUGGAAAUACACAGAAGGGCUUCAAAUGCAACCACUCAGGAAAUUACAUCAGCCACUCAGGAAAUCACAACAGCCACUCAGGAAAUCACAUCAGCCACUCAGGAAAUCACAACAGCCAAUCAGGAAAUCACAACAGCCACUCAGGAAAUCACAACAGCCACUCAGGAAAUCACAACAGCCACUCAGGAAAUCACAUCAGCCACUCAGGAAAUCACAUCAGCCACUCAGGAAAUCACAUCAGCCACUAAGGAAAUCACAACAGCCACUCAGGAAAUCACAUCAGCCACUCAGGAAAUCACAUCAGCCACUCAGGAAAUCACAUCAGCCACUCAGGAAAUCACAACAGCCACUCAGGAAAUCACAACAGCCACUCAGGAAAUCACAACAGCCACUCAGGAAAUCACAACAGCCACUCAGGAAAUCACAACAGCCACUCAGGAAAUCACAACGGCCACUCAGGAAAUCACAUCAGCCACUCAGGAAAUCACAUCAGCCAUUCAGGAAAUCACAUCAGCCAUUCAGGAAAUCACAACAGCCACUCAGGAAAUCACAACAGCCACUCAGGAAAUCACAACAGCCACUCAGGAAAUCACAACAGCCACUCAGGAAAUCACAUCAGCCACUCAGGAAAUCACAUCAGCCACUCAGGAAAUCACAACAGCCACUCAGGAAAUCACAUCAGCCACUCAGGAAAUCACAUCAGCCAUUCAGGAAAUCACAUCAGCCACUCAGGAAAUCACAUCAGCCACUCAGGAAAUCACUUCAGCCAUUCAGGAAAUCACAUCAGCCACUCAGGAAAUCACAUCAGCCACUCAGGAAAUCACAUCAGCCAUUCAGGAAAUCACAUUAGCCACUCAGGAAAUCACAUCAGCCACUCAGGAAAUCACAUCAGCCAUUCAGAAUAUUCCAUCAGCCACUCAGGAAAUCACAUCAGCCACUCAGGAAAUCACAUCAGCCACUCAGGAAAUCACAUCAGCCAUUCAGAAUAUUCCAUCAGCCACUCAGGAAAUCUCAUCAGCCACUCAGGAAAUCACAACAGCCACUCAGGAAAUCACAUCAGCCACUCAGGAAAUCACAACAGCCACUCAGGAAAUCACAUCAGUCACUCAGGAAAUCACAUCAGCCACUCAGGAAAUCACAUCAGCCACUCAGGAAAUCACAACAGCCACUCAGGAAAUCACAUCAGUCACUCAGGAAAUCACAUCAGUCACUCAGGAAAUCACAUCAGCCACUCAGGAAAUCACAACAGCCACUCAGGAAAUCACAACAGCCACUCAGGAAAUCACAACGGCCACUCAGGAAAUCACAUCAGCCACUCAGGAAAUCACAUCAGCCAUUCAGGAAAUCACAUCAGCCACUCAGGAAAUCACAACAGCCACUCAGGAAAUCACAACAGCCACUCAGGAAAUCACAUCAGCCACUCAGGAAAUCACAUCAGCCACUCAGGAAAUCACAUCAGCCACUCAGGAAAUCACAACAGCCACUCAGGAAAUCACAUCAGCCACUCAGGAAAUCACAUCAGCCAUUCAGGAAAUCACAUCAGCCACUCAGGAAAUCACAUCAGCCACUCAGGAAAUCACUUCAGCCAUUCAGGAAAUCACAUCAGCCACUCAGGAAAUCACAUCAGCCACUCAGGAAAUCACAUCAGCCAUUCAGGAAAUCACAUUAGCCACUCAGGAAAUCACAUCAGCCACUCAGGAAAUCACAUCAGCCAUUCAGAAUAUUCCAUCAGCCACUCAGGAAAUCACAUCAGCCACUCAGGAAAUCACAUCAGCCACUCAGGAAAUCACAUCAGCCAUUCAGAAUAUUCCAUCAGCCACUCAGGAAAUCUCAUCAGCCACUCAGGAAAUCACAUCAGCCACUCAGGAAAUCACAUCAGUUAUUCAGAAUAUUCCAUCAGCCACUCAGGAAAUCUCAUCAGCCACAAGAAACAAAUUUGCUGAAGCCAUGACGCUUCAAAGUCGUUCCUUCCUUAUAUAA